AUGAUGUCAUCAACAUUGAUAGAUAAGAAACCCGUCUGGUUGUGGCAAUCGAAUUCAAAUCCAUGGGAUACGAAUGAAAAAGAAGAAUGGAAACGCUAUUCGGAUUUUGAAAAUGAAUAUAUUGAAGAAGCUUUUCAAGCACAAGCAAAUGAAGUGCAACUUGGUGAUUACAUUAUUGAUUUAAAAUAUAAUAUUCAGUUUAAAAAUGGUGAAAUAUGUCGACAAAGAAUAGUUAAACGGGAAUUAAUUGAUACUCAUCAAAAUGUGAGAUGUGAACGAUUUUCAUAUCCAGAGAAACCAGUGAAAUCUUUCGGUAUUGAUAUUAAAUGGGAUAAUAGUCUUAUCAAACAUUGGAAAGAAACACAUGAAGAUUUGAUAACCAACUAUCCAGCUGUAGUUGAGUUAACUGUUCAAGGAAUUUUACAUGAAGGUAAACUGUUGAAGAAAGAUAUUGAUGCACAAAGAAUAGCGAAUUAUCUGAAAACUUGUGAACCAAAUUGGGAUCAAUUGGGACGAUGUGCUAUUCGUUUGUACACAGCAUCGUCUUUUCUUUGUGAUUCAGUUAACACAGCUUUAAGAAAUAAGGACAUGACUAAAGUUGACACAUUGGGUCCAUUUUGCUACUUGUUAUCAGAACGUUUAUUCUCGGGUGACUAUUGUCCCAAUCAAAUACUUUAUCGUGGUGCAACUCUUACAAAUGAGAUGAUUGAAGAAUAUAAACAAGUGGUUGGAACAGAAAUUACUUGGUUAUCGUUCACAUCUACCACAAAAGAUCGAUGUGUCGCAGAAAUGUAUACUGGUAAUGUUCUUUUUAUUAUAACAUUGAAAUAUAAAAUAUGGUCUUAUGAACAAGACGUUUCUUCGAUCUCAUAUUAUCCCGAUGAAGCAGAAGUUCUACUAACGGCAGGUUAUCAGUUUCAUGUUGACAAAGUCGAAUUUGAUUCAAUUAAUGAAAAACAUAUCAUAUACAUGACAACAUUAUCUGGUGAGAAAUUUUUAAAUCCAAAUAUGCACACUAAAGUUCUCCCCGAACGUUCCACCAAUCCUGAUCUUAAUAACUGUAUCUAUCUAUUUGGUACGGGAAUGACUAUUGGUACCGCGGCAAUGUGCGAUGGUAAACUUCGUGUUUAUCACUUUCCACCUUUGGAUAUGGAAUGA
This is a messenger RNA of Adineta ricciae, 1158 nucleotides long. The record is from the annotation of a GenBank genome assembly. Lineage: Eukaryota; Metazoa; Rotifera; Eurotatoria; Adinetida; Adinetidae.